AUGGAGAAGGAAAUAAUGUUUUGGCGGUCACAUGAAUGCCAAUCAAUAUAUUGCAUUCAACUUCGAUCCUCUUGGACUGAUAUUUCCAAUUAUGAUUCCGCUCAAGUGCUUUUUACAAAAUCCUUGAAAUCGGCAAUAAACAAGGGAUCAGGGAUUAUACAAAGACGGCCAAACAGAAAAGAAGCUUACGGAGAAUUGGAGCCAGACACAUCUCGAUCUAACGCAACAAGUGCAACAUUAGGGGGAAAUCCUCAAACACACACAUUUGUUAAUGCAUCAACAAGGCUUAUGAUGCAGUAG
This is a messenger RNA of Gongylonema pulchrum, 300 nucleotides long. NCBI's taxonomy places the organism in Eukaryota, Metazoa, Nematoda, Chromadorea, Rhabditida, Gongylonematidae. The record is from the annotation of a GenBank genome assembly.